AUGUUGUCAAGAUCAUUUGCCCGUAUUUCAAGAUCUGCUGCUCAACAAAAGAGAUUUUUGUCUUUGCAUGAAUACCGUUCCGCUGCUUUAUUGAGCGAAUACGGUGUUCCAAUUCCAAAAGGUUACCCAGCCACCACUCCAGAAGGUGCUUAUGACGCUGCCAAAAAGUUGGGUACCAAUGAAUUAGUCAUCAAAGCCCAAGCUUUGACUGGUGGUCGUGGUAAAGGUCACUUUGACUCAGGUUUACAAGGUGGUGUUAAAUUGAUCUCCUCUGCUGAAGAAGCCAAAGACUUGGCCAGCCAAAUGUUAAACCACAAAUUGAUCACCAAACAAACUGGUGCUGCCGGUAAAGAAGUCACUGCUGUUUACAUUGUUGAAAGAAGAGAUGCUGCUUCUGAAGCCUAUGUUGCCAUCUUGAUGGACAGAACCCGUCAAACCCCAGUUAUUGUUGCUUCUGCCCAAGGUGGUAUGGACAUUGAAGGUGUUGCUGCCAAAGAUCCUUCUGCCAUUAAAACUUUCCCAGUUCCUUUGGAAGAAGGUGUUUCUGAUUCAUUGGCCACUGAAAUUGCCGGUGCCUUGGGAUUCACUCAAGAUGCCAUUCCAGAAGCUGCCAAAACCAUCCAAUCAUUAUACAAAUGUUUCAUUGAACGUGACUGUACCCAAGUUGAAAUCAAUCCUUUAUCUGAAACUCCAGACCACAAAGUUUUGGCCAUGGAUGCCAAAUUAGGUUUCGAUGACAAUGCCUCUUUCCGUCAAGAAGAAGUGUUCUCAUGGAGAGACCCAACUCAAGAAGAUCCUCAAGAAGCUGAAGCCGGUAAAUACGGAUUGAACUUUAUCAAAUUGGAUGGUAACAUUGCCAACAUUGUUAAUGGUGCUGGUUUGGCCAUGGCUACUAUGGACAUUAUCAAAUUAUACGGUGGUGAACCAGCCAACUUCUUGGACUGUGGUGGUACUGCUACUCCAGAAACCAUUGAAAAAGCUUUUGAAUUGAUCUUGUCAGAUCCAAAGGUUAACGGUAUUUUCGUCAACAUCUUUGGUGGUAUUGUCAGAUGUGAUUACGUCGCCAAAGGUUUAAUUGCUGCCACCAAGAACUUCAACUUGGACAUUCCAGUUGUUGUCAGAUUACAAGGUACUAACAUGGCUGAAGCCAAGGAAUUGAUUGACAACUCUGGUUUGAAAUUAUAUGCUUUCGAAGAUUUGGACCCAGCUGCUGAAAAGAUUGUCCAAUUGGCUCCAAAGAACAAUUAA
This is a messenger RNA of Candida albicans SC5314, 1248 nucleotides long. It is a transcript of the gene LSC2, whose product is annotated as succinate--CoA ligase (GDP-forming) subunit beta. Gene Ontology annotation, molecular function: succinate-CoA ligase (ADP-forming) activity; ATP binding; metal ion binding. Gene Ontology annotation, cellular component: mitochondrion; succinate-CoA ligase complex. The record is from RefSeq and is a predicted model, not a curated record. Gene Ontology annotation, biological process: succinyl-CoA metabolic process; tricarboxylic acid cycle. The transcript has 2 exons. The coding region runs from base 1 to 1248 and encodes 415 amino acids. NCBI's taxonomy places the organism in Eukaryota, Fungi, Ascomycota, Pichiomycetes, Serinales, Debaryomycetaceae.